Molecule: messenger RNA, 717 nt
Organism: Gastrolobium bilobum
Lineage: Eukaryota; Viridiplantae; Streptophyta; Magnoliopsida; Fabales; Fabaceae
Exons: 1
Coding region: 1-699 (232 amino acids)
Source: RefSeq, a predicted model, not a curated record
AUGGGAAACUGCUUCUUCGGGGCCAUGGCAGAUUCUGAUGCAGUUAUCAAAGUAAUAACAUCAAACGGUGGCAUCAUGGAAUUCAGUGCUCCAGUAACCGUGAGUUUCAUCACCAAUGAGUUCCCGGGGCAUGCCAUUUUCAGAAGCCAUGACCUCUUUUGGAAACCACUCAGCCAAUUCGAUGAGUUGGUUGCAGGCCACUCUUACUAUUUGCUGCCACUCAACAACAACAACAACAACAACAAAAAUAACAAUGCAGAUACUCCAUGUGGUGUUGAUAGCCAUGUUGUUAGACAAGGCCAUGUUCGAUCUCAUAGUGUUCCUACAACCUCGCACCCUGCCCUAUAUAGAAUGUCAUUGGACUACCAGCACCACCACCAGGGAAUUGGGUUGCUCAAGAGGUCCUCCAUUGAACCCUUCUCUAGCAGGAACAGUGCUAGUAAUAGCUGCUCCACUGGUGGUGGUAGCAGUAGAUUUUGGAAAGUGAAGCUGGUGAUCACCCCGGAACAGUUGCUUGACAUUUUGGCACAAGAGGCUCGCACCAAGGAGUUGAUAGAGAGUGUAAGGACUGUAGCAAAAUGUGGGGUUGCUGGUGGUAUUUCAUCUGCAGCUGCAGACACAGUUUCUGAUCAGUGGAGCCUUUCCAGCACCAGUUGGAGCAUUUCCUCUAAGAUUGAUGCCUUUGCAGUAGGCAUUUAGUACAAAGUAACAAAUAAU